Dama dama (fallow deer) is the source of this 3164-nucleotide messenger RNA. It is a transcript of the gene TRPV3, whose product is annotated as transient receptor potential cation channel subfamily V member 3. Gene Ontology annotation, cellular component: membrane. The record is from RefSeq and is a predicted model, not a curated record. The transcript has 18 exons. The coding region runs from base 139 to 2514 and encodes 791 amino acids. Gene Ontology annotation, biological process: calcium ion import across plasma membrane. Gene Ontology annotation, molecular function: protein binding; calcium channel activity. NCBI's taxonomy places the organism in Eukaryota, Metazoa, Chordata, Mammalia, Artiodactyla, Cervidae.
UCUCUUCCUGAUCCAGGGAUCAAACCUGGGUCUCCUGCACUGCAGGCAGACUCUUUACCAUCUGAGCCACCAGGAACAUCAAACCUAUGCAGGGUUGGCAGCCUGGAAAGAUAGAAUGAGCUCCCCAUCCUAGCAGCCAUGAACACCCACCCCAAGGAGAUGGUGCCCCUCACGGGCAGAAGAGCCACCAUUCCCUUUGUGAACCCUGUCAUCUUGCAGGAGAAGAGGCCGUCAGAGAUCACCCCCACCAAGAAAAGUGCACACUUCUUCCUGGAGAUAGAAGGGUUUGAGCCCAACCCCACGGUGGCCAAGACCUCUCCCCCCAUCUUCUCCAAGCCCAUGGACUCCAACAUCCGGCAAUGUGUCUCUGGCAACUGUGAUGACAUGGAUUCCCCACAAUCUCCUCAGGAUGACGUGACAGAGACCCCGUCCAAUCCCAACAGUCCCAGCGCAAACCUGGCCAAGGAAGAGCAAAGGCGCAAAAAGAAGCGGCUGAAGAAACGCAUCUUCACGGCGGUGUCGGAGGGCUGCGUGGAGGAGUUGCUGGAGCUGCUGGGGGAGCUGCAGGAGCUUUGCAAGCGACGCCGCAACGUGGAUGUGCCUGACUUCCUCAUGCACAAGCUGACGGCCUUGGACACGGGGAAGACCUGCCUGAUGAAGGCCUUGUUAAACAUCAACCCCAACACCAAGGAGAUUGUGCGGAUCCUUCUUGCCUUUGCUGAGGAAAAUGACAUCCUAGACAGGUUCAUCAACGCUGAGUACACGGAGGAGGCCUACGAAGGGCAGACGGCGCUGAACAUCGCCAUCGAGCGGCGACAAGGAGAUAUCACCGCGGUGCUCAUCGCGGCCGGGGCCGACGUCAACGCCCACGCCAAGGGGGUCUUCUUCAACCCCAAGUACCAGCACGAAGGCUUCUACUUCGGUGAGACACCCCUGGCGCUGGCAGCCUGUACCAACCAGCCCGAGAUUGUGCAGAUGCUGAUGGAGAAUGAGCAGACGGACAUCGCCUCGCAGGACUCGCGGGGAAACAACAUCCUCCAUGCCCUGGUGACCGUGGCCGAGGACUUCAAGACGCAGAACGACUUUGUCAAGCGCAUGUACGACAUGAUCCUGCUGAGGAGCGGCACCUGGGAGCUAGAGACCAUGCGCAACAACGACGGGCUCACACCCCUGCAGCUGGCUGCCAAGAUGGGCAAGGCCGAGAUCCUGAAGUACAUUCUCAGCCGUGAGAUCAAGGACAAGCGGCUCCGGAGCCUGUCCAGGAAGUUCACCGACUGGGCAUACGGGCCCGUGUCAUCCUCGCUCUAUGACCUCACCAACGUGGACACCACGACCGACAACUCGGUGCUGGAGAUCAUCGUCUACAACACCAACAUCGACAACCGGCAUGAGAUGUUGACCCUGGAGCCCCUGCACACGCUGCUGCAUAUGAAGUGGAAGAAGUUCGCCAAGUACAUGUUCUUCCUAUCCUUCUGCUUCUAUUUCUUCUACAACAUCACCCUGACCCUCGUCUCUUACUACCGCCCCCGGGAGGAGGAGGCCCUGCCACACCCUUUGGCCCUCACGCACAAGAUGGGGUGGCUGCAGCUCUUAGGAAGGAUGUUUGUGCUCAUCUGGGCCAUGUUCAUUUCUGUGAAAGAGGGCAUCGCAAUCUUCCUGCUGAGACCGUCAGAUCUCCAGUCCAUUCUCUCAGAUGCCUGGUUUCACUUUGUCUUUUUUGCCCAAGCUGUGCUUGUGAUACUGUCUGUCUUCUUGUACUUGUUUGCCUACAAAGAGUACCUCGCCUGCCUCGUGCUGGCCAUGGCCCUGGGCUGGGCGAACAUGCUCUACUACACGCGGGGGUUCCAGUCCAUGGGCAUGUACAGCGUCAUGAUCCAGAAGGUCAUUUUGCAUGAUGUUCUGAAGUUCUUGUUUGUAUAUAUCGUGUUCUUACUUGGAUUUGGAGUAGCUCUGGCCUCACUGAUCGAGAAGUGCCCCAAGAGCCAUGAGAACUGCAGCUCCUACGGCAGCUUCAGCGACGCGGUGCUGGAACUCUUCAAGCUCACCAUAGGCCUGGGUGACCUGAACAUCCAGCAGAACUCCAAGUACCCCAUCCUCUUCCUGUUCCUGCUCAUCACCUACGUCAUCCUCACCUUUGUCCUCCUCCUCAACAUGCUCAUAGCCCUGAUGGGGGAGACAGUGGAGAACGUCUCCAAGGAGAGCGAGCGCAUCUGGCGCCUACAGAGAGCCAGGACCAUCCUGGAGUUUGAGAAGAUACUGCCAGAGUGGCUGAGGAGCAGAUUCCGGAUGGGGGAGCUGUGUAAAGUGGCAGAGGACGACUUCCGGCUGUGUUUGCGGAUCAACGAGGUGAAGUGGACUGAAUGGAAAACUCAUGUCUCCUUCCUCAAUGAAGAUCCGGGGCCCGGGAGACGGACAGCAGAUUUCAACAAAAUCCAAGAUUCUUCCAGGAGCAACAGCAAAACCACCCUCAACGCAUUUGAGGAAAUAGAUGAAUUUCCGGAAACUUCAGUGUAAAAGCAGGACUCAGAGCUCACGUGUGUGUGGGCCAUCUGAUGCUGGAGCCUGGGUGCUGGACUUGGCGCUGCGUGCUUUGCAGAGUGAUGGAGCCUGGCUCCGCCUGCAGAGACGAGGAAUGCACCCUCAUGCUGAGUGGUGUGACUGAACCAAGGGGCAGUUGUCAGUUUGUCUGAGUGGGAACACCCUGGAGUUUGUUAUUCAGCAAAGAGCUUGUAAAAACCUAUGGCCAGCAUUCCUGAGCCUGGGAGUUCCAGGAGCCCUGAAUCCUGGGUGAAGCUCCUGUGUUUACCAACUGCAGGUCAACUUGGCUGGAAGAGAGGAUGGCAGGGCAGGGGCAGGGGCCCAAGGAGCACAGGGAGGAGUCUUUCUUCUCCCAAUGUCUUGACAGUGUCUUGUCAGUGUCUUGACAGCCCCUAGCCCCAGCCUUAAUAUUCUACCAUCUCCCCUACUGUGACUGGAUCUCCUGAAUUUAAGGGCCCCUUGACCCCAUCAUAGAAUGUACAGGGGACUGAGCUGAGCCUGGUAUCCUGGGGUCAGAGGGGAAUGAGCUUCUGGAAUCUUCAGGGAGCAGGAAAACACCCUCAGAAUAAGUGGCCUUGGUACUCAAGGCUUAGACUGUCUCCUAACUGAGAGAUGAUUCUAGAAGC